CGAACCGGCGACGCGCUCGUGACUCGUUGUCUCGACGUUGAAGAGGAUGCGCGGAAAAGGGAGAGAUGGCGGUCAGCAAUGCCGCCCGAAGGGCAGUCCAUCUGCUUGAACCGGAGGAGGCAGGUUGACAUUUCCGAGUCGAGGCAACCACAGCCAACCCCUUCGGCCGACCGCUGGCCGCAGUCCAAGUCUCGCGGCCAAUUGCCAAGAUUAAUUGGCCUUCAUGUUGUGCUUCUGACGAGGCGUAACGAGGCUACACAAUCAACAGAAUCGGCUGGGAAAUGGGAAAACACGUGUGUGUGUGUCUAUAGGGCGGCAGUGCCAACAGAGACCUGCCUCGACACCGCCACGUUCAACCGCGUCGACGAGAACGCCGUUGAAUACGUGGCCGGUGUUAUGGGCCCCUGGCAACGGUCACCAGGUCGACACAGUCAGAUUUUGAUGGGACUUUUCAAUAAGUACCGACUAGGCAUCAGGACCAGUUUAGGAAUUGAGAAUACGCUGAAAGGAGAAUAG
Messenger RNA from Protopolystoma xenopodis, 516 nucleotides. The record is from the annotation of a GenBank genome assembly. Lineage: Eukaryota; Metazoa; Platyhelminthes; Monogenea; Polystomatidea; Polystomatidae.